This is a messenger RNA of Parnassius mnemosyne (clouded apollo), 1194 nucleotides long. The record is from the annotation of a GenBank genome assembly. Lineage: Eukaryota; Metazoa; Arthropoda; Insecta; Lepidoptera; Papilionidae.
AUGGACGAAGAUGAAAUUUUAAUAAUGUAUUACUUUUUGAAAAGAAGGAAAAUGAAGCAAGAAAUGAAAAGAAAGUACUGGGUACAUCCAAUGUUAAUGAAAAGAAUUCCAUUAGGAUUACGUCAGAGUUAUAUAGAAGAAUUAAAAAGUGAUGAUGGAAAGUUUUAUGAGUAUUUAAGAAUGACUGUCUCCACCUUUGAUAGCCUACUGGCACGACUUGCAGACAAUCUUAGAAGAGAAAACACACAUUUCAGAAAUUGUAUAAGUGCCGAAGAAAGACUAGUGAUAACUUUAAGAUAUUUGGCGUCGGGAUGUUCGUUUAAACAACUGCAUUAUAAUUUUAGAGUGGGAAUGUCAACCAUCAGCAAAAUAAUCAAAGAAACGUGUUCUGUUAUUUGGAGCGUAUUAAGUGCAGAAUAUUUAAAGUUGCCCAAUACCGAAGAAGAAUGGAAAGCGAUCGCUGAAGCUUUUAAAACGAAAGCAAAUUUUCCUCAUUGCCUCGGUGCGCUGGACGGCAAGCACACAAGGAUUACAAAGCCAAUAAAUAGUGGUUCUAUGUUUUUUAACUAUAAGGAUUAUUUUUCUUUUAUUUUAUUUGCGAUUGUUGAUUCAGAAUACCGUUUCAUUUACGUUAGUAUUGGUUCAUACGGAAAAGAGUGUGAUUCAUCUAUCCUAAAACAAUCCAAUUUUUGGAAGAAACUAAAUGAUGGUACUUUAAAUAUACCAAGACCCACGCCAUUACACGAAAAUAUGCAAGAAGAAAUACCAUAUGUAUUUGUUGGAGACGAAGCCUUUACAUUGUCACAGAAUUUAUUGCGACCUUAUGGCGGUACUCAUUUAGACAAUAAGAAAAAGAUAUUUAAUUACCGUCUAAGCCGCGCGAGAAGAUAUGUUGAAUGCACUUUUGGUAUCUUAUCCAAUAAAUGGAGGAUCUUGCAUAGACCAUUGGAUGUAUGUGCAGAAACAGCUAUUGAAGUUGUAAAGGCUUGUACGGUAUUACAUAAUUUUUUAAUAAAAAAAGACGCUAUAUACUUGGAGAAUACCCCAACCGUUAUGCCCCUGGUAAACAUGCCUGCAACACAGCUGCGUUCAAACGAAGGUGGUGGAAACGCAGUGCGCUUACAAUUUUCCGACUAUUUUGUAUCUGAAAUAGGCUCCGUACCUUGGCAAAACAUUACAGCACAUGUAUCAUAA